Molecule: messenger RNA, 691 nt
Organism: Protopterus annectens (West African lungfish)
Lineage: Eukaryota; Metazoa; Chordata; Ceratodontiformes; Protopteridae
Source: the annotation of a RefSeq genome assembly
AUGGCCCACCCAUCACAACUAGGUUUACAAGACGCCGCUUCCCCCGUGAUAGAAGAACUGAUUCAUUUCCACGACCACGCCCUAAUAAUUGUAUUUUUAAUCAGCACCUUGGUCCUUUACAUUAUCGUGGCGAUAGUGUCAACAAAAUUUACAAAUAAAUUUAUCCUGGACUCCCAAGAAAUUGAAAUUGUGUGAACAAUUUUACCAGCUGUAAUUUUGAUUAUGAUCGCCCUACCGUCCCUUCGAAUUCUAUAUCUUAUAGACGAAAUCAACGACCCCCAUCUAACAGUAAAAGCAGUCGGCCAUCAAUGAUAUUGAAGUUACGAAUACUCAGAUUAUGAGACACUCAACUUCGAUUCGUAUAUGACCCCAACACAAGAUCUUACCCCCGGACAAUUUCGACUUUUAGAAACAGACUACCGCAUAGUAGUACCCAUAGAGUCCCCAAUUCGAGUCCUAAUUACAGCAGAUGACGUAAUUCACUCCUGAGCUGUCCCCGCCCUUGGGAUUAAAAUAGAUGCUGUCCCAGGUCGAUUAAACCAAGCAUCAUUUAUUACUGCCCGCCCAGGAAUAUUUUAUGGGCAAUGCUCAGAAAUUUGCGGCGCAAAUCACAGCUUCAUACCAAUUGUUGUAGAAGCCGUUCCACUCCAACACUUCGAAAAUUGAUCUUCAUUAAUACUAGAAAAAGCCU